This is a messenger RNA of Paramacrobiotus metropolitanus, 1544 nucleotides long. RefSeq lists its product as uncharacterized. Lineage: Eukaryota; Metazoa; Tardigrada; Eutardigrada; Parachela; Macrobiotidae. The record is from RefSeq and is a predicted model, not a curated record. The transcript is spliced from 2 exons. The coding region runs from base 38 to 931 and encodes 297 amino acids.
UAUUCGGUAGAUUGUAUCGUGGUUGUAUAUCUGAAAUAUGCACCGCGAACAGGAUUUUCGACAACGGGGAGCGGUGACCUUUGCGGCUUUACUCUGCAUUCUACCGCUUUUGUUUGCAACGAAGGUUGUCGCCGAUGUUCCAAACGAUGCUUCGGUAGACGAAACGGCUUUUCCGGACGAAACCGUUGUGUUGGCCGAUUCGCCUCCCAUCAUAGUUACAAACGGGAAUUCCGAUGACGGGAAUUCCGGCAUUCCGGGAAUUCCGGCAAUGGGAAUUCCGGCAAUUCCGGCAAACGGGAAUUCCGGCAAUGUAUUUCCCGAAGGCGGAAAUAUUCCACAAUACUUGCGGAUUGGCAAGCGCGCUGCCGGCAUAACAUCGUGGUUUAGCAUCCCGCCUUUUACACGACGACUGCCGGUCGUAGUGGACCCGUCCAGAAUCCGAGGAUGGCGCCCGGCUGGAUCACCACUUGGCGGUUUUGUGUUAAACCCGGACGCCACCAACCAGCGCCUCAUGUCGCGGCGCGCCUCGGACAACGAUCGUGAAUUAGCCAAUACUGGCAACUGGUAUUUAGGCAAGCGUUCAGUUGAUUUCGACGAUAGCAAUAAUACACUACAGCGGGAUGAAGAAAAGGUCAGGAUGAAGAGAGAUUCAUUUGGGGGACUGUGGAUACUACAGUCACAAAAAGACAAGACAGUGGGCACUAGCCAUCCAAAGCGUUCAACCCCAAUCAUAUGGUCGGGGACGAAUCGGUAUUUGGGAAAAAGAGCUACGAAGAGCGCACCGUGGUAUUUAGGGAAGCGAAGCGGAAUCAACGAGUUUCCCGCAGCCGAUUAUGCGGAAAACGAUGGCAUGUCCAAGAGAGGUCGAACAGGACCGUGGUAUCUGGGGCGAAAACGUGGCGGCGGAGGCGUAUGGUAUCUUGGAAAAUAAAGCUUGAUAUUAUAUGCGAUAUUAAUAGCGUAAUUUUUAUUGCGUUUUUCCCUAAUAUUAAAUUUCAAAAUAUGCAAAGCCCAAAAGCUUUAUCUUCCCUUUUCUGUAGCAGUGUUGCUGCUAGCUUACUCGGGCUGAAAAUUAGUCGUUUUAUCUUUAUCAAAGUAGCAAUUAACAGCGUUGACCUUUCUGUAGCUACAUUUAUAUAUGGUCCCAUGCAACUGUUCAAAUUGGUUCUUUUUUGCUAAAGCAAUUGCAGUAUUAUUAGUGCAUAAUAGCGACGGAUUCCCUAAUAGCCUACGAGUAGACGCUGGCAUGCGUUCAACAUAUGUCCAUGUACUGCCGUCGGUACAUUUCCCGUUUUUCGGUACACAACUUAAAUUCGACUUCCCUUAAAUUCGGCUUCUCAUAUAAAUUAUAUGUUGCUAAUACAGCUAGCUGUUUAUCAAUCUGAUUUGGUCUUCUACCAAAAGCGUUAAAUUUGGUCCUUCGGUUACAACUGCAAUGUUCGGAAUCCAAACGCUUGUCAAAACUAUUUAUAUAUUUGAAACGAUCCUUGGGGAUUCGGGGAUAAAUAAAAAUGGACAUAGUAUAAUUAAAUAAAUAUGGUGCA